AUGGCGGAUCGCGACGAUUUCAAGAGAGAAGAAGAUGACGAAGCGGAGGAGGAGCUCGAUGAGACCGACUACAAGAGCCAGAAAGAUGCCAUUCUCUUGGCCAUCGAUGUGAGCUCCUCGAUGCUGCAGCCUCCGCCAGAGUCAAAAUCCAAAAAGGCAGACAAGGACAGUGCCGUCCAGGCCGCACUAAAAUGCGCCUACCACUUGAUGCAGCAGCGCAUCAUCUCUAAUCCCAAGGACAUGAUGGGCAUUCUCUUCUUCGGCACGGAAAAGUCCAAAUUCCAAGACGAGACUGGUCGUAGCGGUCUUGGUUAUCCCCACUGCUACCUCUUCACCGACCUGGAUGUUCCCGCGGCAGAAGAUGUCAAGGCACUGAAGACGUUGGUCGGCGUGGAUGGAGAGGAGGGAGACGACGAGGAUGAGGUCCUGGUGCCGACGAAGGAGAGUGUACAGAUGUCUAACGUCUUCUUUUGCGCAAACCAAGUCUUCACAACUAAGGCUGCGAACUUCGGUAGCAGGCGACUCUUCAUCAUCACCGACAACGACGAUCCUCACGCAACAGACAAGGCCGCCAAGUCGGCUGCCGCUGUACGCGCAAAGGAUUUGUACGAUCUCGGUGUUGUAAUCGAACUGUUCCCAAUCACAAGAGACGACAAGAAGUUCGAUCUCAGCAAGUUCUACGAUGAUAUCAUCUAUCGGGACCAGACUGCUGAGGCCAACCUCUCCGAAGUCCGCAACUCCAAAUCGGGAGACGGCAUCACCCUCCUCAACUCUCUCGUCUCAAACAUCAACUCCAAAGAAACCCCCAAGCGUUCUCUCUUCUCAAAUAUUCCCUUUGAGAUCGCCCCGGGAUUGAGGAUAUCCGUAAAGGGUUACAACAUCAUCCACCGCCAAACCCCAGCCAGGACGUCCUACGUUUGGCUCGACGGCGAAAAGCCGCAACUCGCAGUAGGCGAGACCACUCGAAUGGCAGAUGAUAGUGCCCGCACAGUCGAGAAGCCAGAGUUUAAGAAAGCCUACAAAUUCGGAGGCGAGUAUGUUCACUUCACCACCGAAGAGCAGAAGUCCCUCAAGGACUUCGGCACCCCCAUCAUUCGCAUUAUCGGCUUUAAACCCCGCUCAAUGCUUCCCUUCUGGGCCAGCGUCAAGAAAUCUACCUUCAUCUUCCCUUCCGAAGAAGACUACGUUGGCUCAACGCGCGUCUUCACUGCUCUCUGGCAGAAGCUCCUCAAAGAUAAAAAGAUUGGCGUCGCUUGGGCCAUUACCCGCUCCAAUGCGAACCCUAUCCUCGUUGCCAUCAUCCCCUCUCACGAGAAAUCCGAAGACGACUCUGCGACCCCUUUCCUUCCUGCAGGCCUCUGGCUCACACCGCUGCCGUUUGCAGACGACCUCCGGGACGGUCCCGAGCCGCCUGCAGAUAUCGUCCGCAGUACCCACGAGCUCACGGAUAAGAUGCGCACCAUCGUCCAGCAGCUGCAACUGCCAAAGGCCAUGUACAACCCCAAGAAGUACCCGAACCCGGCGUUGCAGUGGCAUUACCAGAUUCUCCAAGCGCUUGCCCUCGAAGACGAGUUGCCCGAGAAAGCGGAGGACGCCACGGAGCCCAAGUACAAGGCCAUCAGCAAGCGUGCUGGCGGAUACUUGGACGACUGGGCCGAAACGCUACAGGUGGAGACGAAGACGGCGCUGGCGAAGCAGGCUAUCAAGCGCGACGCAGACGAUGACGCCGACGAGAGGCCUGCCAAGCGGGCUAGGCCUGCAAAGGCGUCCGGGUCGGACAUGUCGACGGCGGACCUCAAGGCUAAGGUGGCCGAUGGAAGUUUAAGCAAGAUCACGGUCGCCGAGCUGAAGAACGUUCUUGGUGCCAAGGGACUCAGCACCUCUGGAAAGAAAGCUGAGCUUGUAGAGAGGCUUGAGGAAUGGGUUGAUAGCAAUGCUUGA
Molecule: messenger RNA, 1941 nt
Organism: Colletotrichum karsti
Lineage: Eukaryota; Fungi; Ascomycota; Sordariomycetes; Glomerellales; Glomerellaceae
Product: ku70 protein
Exons: 3
Coding region: 1-1941 (646 amino acids)
Biological process (GO): telomere maintenance; double-strand break repair via nonhomologous end joining; cellular response to X-ray
Cellular component (GO): nucleus; Ku70:Ku80 complex
Molecular function (GO): double-stranded DNA binding; damaged DNA binding; telomeric repeat DNA binding
Source: RefSeq, a predicted model, not a curated record